Neopelma chrysocephalum (saffron-crested tyrant-manakin) is the source of this 2226-nucleotide messenger RNA. RefSeq names its product neuropeptide Y receptor type 6-like. The record is from RefSeq and is a predicted model, not a curated record. Gene Ontology annotation, biological process: G protein-coupled receptor signaling pathway. Gene Ontology annotation, molecular function: neuropeptide Y receptor activity; neuropeptide binding. The transcript has 4 exons. Gene Ontology annotation, cellular component: neuron projection; plasma membrane. NCBI's taxonomy places the organism in Eukaryota, Metazoa, Chordata, Aves, Passeriformes, Pipridae. The coding region runs from base 233 to 1354 and encodes 373 amino acids.
AUUCUGUGGUACACAAAGAAGAUGUUUUUGCUGGCUCUGUAAGCACAAAAAGGGAAGAGGAAAAUUGUUAAAGGCAGUGUGGAUAUGACUUGAAUUUUUCAGCAGGCUCUCAACACUAUUACUAGGGGUGAAGAAUUAUCUCCUUCCAGGUAGUUUUCCAAUAACUUCAAAAAGGAAUUAAGGUUGAAAUAACCUCUUUCUGGCCAGAAAGCUGGUUGGGAGAUGCCUCACGAUGGAUAAAGCCAUUCAGCACCCCAGUGAGAUCCUGUCCAAUCAAACUGUCUCUAACUUUAGCUUUUCUCAGUUUUUGAACUUUGACACAUGCCAGCUUUCCUUCCUUGCAGAGUUCUUGCUUAUUACAGCUUACACGUUAGUUUUACUGGUGGGGCUCUUUGGAAAUCUUUGCUUGAUUAUUAUAAUAAAGAGACGGAAAGAAGCUCAAAAUGUUACCAACAUUUUGAUUGCCAACCUCUCUUUAUCAGAUGUCUUGAUCUGUAUCAUGUGUAUUCCUGUCACAGUUGCAUACACCUUAAUGGACCACUGGAUAUUUGGGGAAGCAAUGUGUAAAAUGGGUUCUUUCACACAAAGUUUAUCUGUCUCAGUCUCCAUUUUCUCACUUGUACUCAUUGCUGUGGAGAGGUAUCAGUUAAUUGUGAACCCACGUGGCUGGAAGCCUAAUAUUUCACAUGCCUACUGGGGGAUUCUUUUCAUCUGGGCUCUUUCCCUCGUCAUAUCCCUUCCUUUUUUAAUAUUUCACCAAUUAACAGAUGAGCCCUUCAAACACCUGUCUUUCUACAGUGAUUUCUACAAGAACAAGGUUGCUUGCAUCGAAGCAUGGCCAUCUCUUACAGAGAGGCUGAUUUUCACCACCAGCCUGCUGGUUUUCCAGUACUGCUUCCCACUGGGGUUUAUUUUUAUCUGCUACCUCAGGAUAUUUGUGUGUCUUCGAAGGAGACGCUUAAAAAUAGACAGGAUGAGGGAGAACGAGAGCAGGCUGAGUGAAAGCAAAAGGAUUAAUAUGAUGCUGGUAUCAAUUGUUGUGACUUUUGCAGCUUGCUGGUUGCCUCUCAAUAUAUUCAACGUGGUUUUUGACUGGAACUACGAGGCGCUAAUGAGCUGCAAUCACAACCUGGCAUUUACCAUCUGCCACCUCGUGGCCAUGAUCUCAACGUGUAUCAACCCCAUCUUCUAUGGGUUUCUGAACAGGAACUUUCAGAAGGAUUUGAUAGUAUUAGCUCACCACUGCAGAUGCUCAGCAUCACAGGAGGAAUAUGAAAAUAUCGCCCUUUCGAAUCUGCAAACUGAUGCAUCUAAGGGGUCUCUGAAAUUAAAUAAUCCCCAUGUGGAUAUAUAAAAUAAUCCAACAGCAGUUUCCAAAAUUGUGUGUUUUGUUGCAGAUGGCUUCUUUCUGUAGGUCUUGGUCAUGUUACCAUCAAGUUUAGAGGAAGUUUUUACAUUUAAUUCAGCAAAAUCAGGAUUAUGCUUCCAUAGGCAUACUCUUAACAGGUACUUAAUGAUAGUGUUAAUGCUAAUAAACCACUUCCAAGAGUCAUAAAGAUCAAUAAUAAGGAAUUAUAAACAGUAUUAACAUCUUGCUUUUUUAAUCCACAGUUUCAAAGUCACUGGCAUCCAACCUUGGCUCCAAAAAAUCAUUUCCAUUUCAGCCACUGAUGGAAUGUCCUCCCUAAACACCAGCUUCCCCUAAGUAAACCCUGUGGUGUUCCUAACUUCAGCAGCCUCUCUCACAGUUUUCUGGCCUUUUGAUUUUCCUACCCUACACUGAUCCCAGCCCUGGUUAAUCUGCAGGUUACAGACUGUUCACACUGUAAGGAAGGACCCUGAAUUUAUCCUAAGCCUCCACCAUCUUCCUUUCAGCCCCAGCAUGCAGUUUGUUUUGGUUUAGUACCAGUCCAGCUCAGAAAUCAUAUUUUAACAAGGGAAAAGGCUAGAGCUGGAAUUCUUUUUUUUUUUUAUGAGCACUAAAACAGUUGAAAACUUGAUUUGCUGCAAAGAUGUCUUCACUGAGAUUGCUCUUGCUGUUCAAGAUAAAAUACAUAUUUAGCAUUUCUCCUAAAAGCAUUGCAUUCUCCAAACCACCAGCAUAGAUCAUUGCUUUUGCUCCUACCAUCACCACUGGUCCCGCCAAUAGACCUUUUAGAAUCUCCAUUAUCAGACAAACACACUAUGAAUUUAGAGUAAAUUUUGUUUUAGCUACUUACCCAGAUU